This is a messenger RNA of Labrus bergylta (ballan wrasse), 5043 nucleotides long. RefSeq names its product cugbp, Elav-like family member 5a (gene celf5a). NCBI's taxonomy places the organism in Eukaryota, Metazoa, Chordata, Actinopteri, Labriformes, Labridae. The record is from RefSeq and is a predicted model, not a curated record. Gene Ontology annotation, biological process: mRNA splice site recognition; regulation of alternative mRNA splicing, via spliceosome. Gene Ontology annotation, cellular component: nucleus; ribonucleoprotein complex; cytoplasm. Gene Ontology annotation, molecular function: mRNA binding.
GUUGUGUGUCGGAUAGAAAGUCAGCCUGGUUUCCAGCUGAGUGCUUGCUCUCUCACAGUGUGUGUGUGUAUGUGUUGUCAUUAUUAUCCACUCUGCUCCCAGCUCAGAAUGGCCAGAUUCACUCAGACUGAAACAAGAAGGCAGCACCAUCCACAGCAGCCCCAACCCGCUCACUCCAGCCUGGUUUUUACCGGACCGGGGGCACCACCGACCCAACCACCACUACUACUGAUCCCACAUCAGCACCAGUACCCUCAGAUCACAUUCCCGAAACCCAUGAACGGGUCAGAAUCCAUUUCAAUUCAUCCGGAGAGCGGCAACAUGAAGGACCAAGAUGCCAUUAAGCUGUUUAUCGGGCAGAUACCGCGGAACUUGGAGGAAAAAGACCUGAAACCUCUGUUUGAACAGUUUGGGAAAAUCCACGAACUGACAGUUCUCAAGGACCGAUACACCGGCAUGCACAAAGGUUGUGCAUUCCUCACCUACUGCGCCAGAGAGUCGGCCAUCAAAGCCCAAAACGCCCUCCAUGAACAGAAAACACUGCCAGGGAUGACACGCCCCAUCCAGGUGAAACCGGCUGACAGCGAGAGCCGUGGAGAAGACAGGAAGUUGUUUGUGGGGAUGCUGAAUAAACAACAGACCGAGGAGGAUGUUUACCGCCUCUUCGAACCCUACGGAGUCAUCGAGGAAUGCACAGUCCUAAGAGGUCCGGACGGAAACAGCAAAGGUUGCGCCUUUGUCAAGUUCUCCACACACACUGAGGCUCAGUCAGCAAUCAGCGCCCUCCACGGCAGCCAGACCAUGCCAGGUGCUUCCUCCAGCUUGGUGGUCAAGUUCGCCGACACAGACAAGGAGCGCACCAUCAGACGUAUGCAGCAGAUGGUUGGGCAGUUUGGCAUCUUCAACCCAGCCAUCGCCCUCCCUUUCAGCACCUACAGCUCGUACGCACAUGCGCUCAUGCAGCAGCAAGCAGCCAUCAUGGCAGCAAGCCACGGAGGUUACCUCACGCCCAGCGUGGCCUUCCCCGCCACGCAGAUCCACCAAAUGGGGGCGCUCAACAUCAACAGUCUCCCACCCACCCCUAUGACCUCGGUGUCGGGUGAGUUUCAUCAAACCUUGGCAGGCCUUAGUUCUCCACCAGCCAACAUCAACACCUCCGUCCCCAGCAUCGUCACGCCCAUCGUCAACGGAUUCACCGGCAUCCAUCAUCAGCCCAACGGACAUCCUGCUGUGGAGACCGUCUACACCAACGGCCUGCCUCCCUACUCCACCCAGAGCCCCACGGCUGCUGACACCCUACAGCAAGCCUUCACCGGAGUACAGCAAUACACAGCAAUCUAUCCAGCCACCACACUGACUCCCAUUGGCCAGACACUGCCCCAACCACCCCAGGUCAUCCAGCAGCAGCAGCAGAGAGAAGGUGAGGGUCCAGAGGGCUGUAACCUGUUCAUCUACCACCUGCCACAGGAGUUUGGAGACAACGAACUCAUGCAGAUGUUUCUGCCCUUUGGCACCGUGAUCUCCUCUAAGGUCUUCAUGGACCGAGCAACCAACCAGAGCAAGUGCUUCGGCUUUGUGAGCUUCGACAACCCUGGUAGUGCGCAGGCAGCUAUUCAAGCCAUGAAUGGCUUUCAGAUUGGAAUGAAGAGGUUGAAAGUCCAGCUAAAGAGACCGAAGGAUGCCAGCCGCCCUUACUGACAAAGCCUACCUUCAGUAUUCAUUGCAGCAGCACAGAUUUUAGAGGACACUCGAAGAUAUCUCGGAGGAGUUCAACUUUUUUUCUUUGAAAGCGAAAUAUGUUUAAAAAAAAAUCAACACAUAAGGAAUUUUUGAAGACAUAUCAGCAUUUACUUAUGAAGAUAUAGGUUACGGCAGAAAAAAGAAGACGCGAAAGAGGCGGCUGCGGAGGAGGAGGAGGAGGAGGCACUUCACCGGGGGACUUAACAGUAACAGAUGGCACAGUGCAAGAAAGAUGAGAAGAAGAAGAAAAAAAACUGAAAAAAGAAAGUGAUGAGACUGAACAACAGAACUUUUUUCUUGAGACUUGAAUUGUUAAUUAAGCAACAAACUAACAAACAAAAAAGCAGCAACAACAAAUAGAUUUCUAUAUACAUAUUAUAUACACAUAUAUAUAAGGAAAGAGGCGCUUGUCGCUUUUACUGUACUGGACAAAUGAGGGUUAAAACUUGAAGAUCAAGAAAAACAGUGGAAAAAAAGAAGCUAUUCUACACAUCCACUGACAGACUUUCUUUCUCUUUCCCUCUUUCUCUUAUUCUCUCACCGUCUCUCUCAGCAAGCGCAGAACUAUGACUCGUGGAGGUCACUGAGGUUUCCAUUAGCAACAGUAGAACUGCAGAUCUUUCACCCCUAAGGGACCAAAGGACCAAACAUUUUUAUUGUUCUGAACAGUAAUAUAUAGUAUUAAUGAUACUAAUACUACAACCUACUACUAAUAAUAUUACAAGUUAAACUUAAGAAGAAAUACUAGCUUCAGGUUGAAAAAAAAUAAGAGGAAAGGUUUUUCUUGUUUGUUUUGUUCCUUUUACAUUUAUAGCUACUGGGUUUGAGGAUAUUAAAACAAAACAGAAAAAAAAAAUGUGUAAAAAAAAAUAAAGCUAUACCAAUUUAGUGGCGUAGAAUAUGUGGGUUAGACAUUGAACCGGGCAUGUUCAGAUGUGUUCUUUUUCUAAUCAUUUCUUUGUGUGAUAUUCAGCGUUUCAUCUCGGAGGUGUGAUCUGUCGCUGUUAUUGUGUUGAAGAAGAAAACAGUCUCGUAGUGCCAAAAGUGACACUAUAACAGCCUUUUCAACAAUACAUUACUGAUCUGCAGUGAUUUUUUUUAUUUUAUGCUAUGCUGUCUUGUGUCUCUGACAGCACAUUGAAGCAUUGAUAUUACAGAUACUCUGACCAUAAAGCAGUGUGAGUGCACCCGGAUGAGCAGCACUGAAAACCGUGCAGCAGCAUCUGUAACCGCUUAAUAAAAUAUAUAAAUGAGCCUGACAACGGUUGUAAAAAUUUCCAUCCGUGUGUCACAGUGGUCCCAUCCAGGUCGUGCCCUCUUGCACUGACAGGCUCCUCCAGCUGCUCUCUGCAGGUGAGAUCAGUCUCCCACCUCUUCCUCCUCCUCCUCCUCCUAACAACACAUCCAAGUGCCAGCAUAUCUCUCUCUUAAUAGGGACCAUCAGUUCAAGGGGGCCAAGAGCUAACCCACAGCAUAAUUAGGGUAAUGAUAAUAUUGAUCAGAUGGGGAGCACAGCCACAGGGCAGGAGAUGUGCAAUCAAUUACAUAUUGGCAUUUUGAACGAAUUGACUGAGUGACAGAGUCCAUUUUCCUCCCAGCGGUUGGAUGGGAGUCUUUUCCUCCUCUCACUUUCAUACAGUCUCAGAGGGACUUCAAAAACCCAAAUUUAACAGAUGCUGCAAAUUUCUGUCUGACUAAAGAAAACAAUAAAGUUCAGAGGUUUACAUAGAGGUGACAACAACUUUAUAAAUACUGUAGCUCUAGAGAGAAGAGCAGCUUUAGAUUAUUUUAUUUUAUUUAUGUACUUCAUAGGGUUCUAUAGCACAGUAAGAGCUUGUACACGGUGAUGAACAGCCUGGCAUUAGCAGCCUUAGGAGGUCAAAUUAAGAGCAAAAUGAUCCAUCAAUUAGACAGCAGCAGGCCUGUAAGUGUAGCCGCUGCAGCUGCUGCUGCUUCAACGAGACGACAGCUCACCAUUAGCGGCGGUCACACACGGCUCCUAUACAGUGUGGUCAUGACACAUCACGCCGUAUCUGAUAUGAUAAAUUAACUAAUCUAGCAUCCUCUGUAGCUAUGCGUCCGCCGAGAGACACAUAGACAGCACGUCUGAGAUGAAACCUGUUUUCUCAUGAGUUAUAUGCUUUUACUGAAUCACUUUAUUUUUUUCAUCAUAUUGCUCAUAUUUGUUGAACUAACAUCCACUCAGUUGUCUUUUGAUUAGAUUUUUUCGUCAUGCCAUUUAUGAACUCAGUUUGCUCUGAAGCACCUUGCCUCUCAGGACUGUGUGAAACCUCAGCGCUCUGAUCAUCGCUCUGUCUCUUUGGCUUUGUUCUAGACUAUAGAAAACAACUACUUUGCCUCUGUAGUCUGGUACAACUAAAGUCAUCACCAGAACAGCGUCCAGGGUCCUGAUGACUACGUCUUUUUCUAAAACUCCUUACGCGUAUACGUUCCUGACUCACAGGCCCAGUAUUAGGAGAAAAGGAUGUGUUAUUAUCAGGACACUAAUAACAAAUAUUACUCUCUUAACGCUCUGAAAUACUUAAAUGCUGUUUUAAGAAAGUCUUUAAUGCCUUUUUCUCGUUAGAAAUUGCCAAAAUCAUGCAAACAUAUCCACUGUAUCUCCUCGUCAGACAAUGUGCCAGAUUCCUUGAACGUUUAAACAUAGUUUCUUAAAAAAGGAAGUGUUGAUAAGUGAAAGAAAUAAUUGAUUUUGUGAUGUGGCAUAGCUCCAAGGAGGAGGGUCAUUUCAGGCUGUAAUGAUAUAGAAUAGGGUUUUCCUGUGAAAAGGUUAGAUUUCAUAUAUAUUUUGCCAGCAGACAGCUUGGUUCCCCCUCUCGGUGAGUUACUGUUAGUUUCCACUCUGCUGUCAGGGCCCAGCGGCUUUAGGAAGCUGUGAUAUACGCCCUCUUUCCCCCAGGCCAUAAGGGGCCUUAUAAACCCACUCAAAAAUCUUUUCUUAUGGGAUUUCCACUGGAGAGUUUCUUAAAUUAUUAAAAUCAAAUUAAAUUUGGCCUUCACAACAGCUUGGGCAAUGCAAAUUAAAGAUGCCAGCUGUGGCUGACAUGUAAUGAGUUUGAGAAGAUUGUUGAAUGAAUUUCAUUCUGCCAAGAAAGAAAAAAAGAAAUUUGAUCGAAUACAAUUAAAAUCAGGGAAGGUUUGGGGGUGGAAACAGUUUGUAUAUAAGCCUGAAAAUACAUAUCUACUGUGAAAUUCAGAAAAAGGGAAGGAGAGUAAUGAAAUGACUGAAAUCCAAGAAGUAAAUUGAGUUAGCAGCUUUGAGUAACUGGAACUGAUUGAAAA